GAAUUAAAUUUUGUAAUUUGUUUUUAUUUAUUUUCUAACAAAAAAAUUAUAUAUGUAUGUUUAAUUUUUUGUGCUUUUUUCCCUAAUUAAUUAUUUCGAAUAAUUGUAUUGUUAUGGCUAUCAGAUUAAGAGACUCGGCAUUUAAAUGUCUGUUUACUGAAGUAAAAAAAUUUCACCUUCGCCCUGUAAAAAAAUUAAGUUUUCAAUUCGAUCCUUUUCACGAAAAUGCUAAGUCUGUAAGAGAUUUCUUAUUUCACAUAUCUACGCGUCGUAUCAGGAAAACAAGUGACAUUUGUAUCAUUAAAACUGAUGUUGUGAAUGAUAGAUCUGAACCUACUAUUAAUGUGGAGUUAACCAACGGUCUGCACAUUUUGUUCAAGUGUGCAAACUUAUCAACUUUAGAUGUUGCUAGAGAAUACAACAAAUUAAUGGACAAAUAUGAUGUGCAAGAGGAGGAAUCUACUCUGAAAUUAAAAGGUGCACUUCAAAAAGACUAUUCAAAAAAGAAAAAGUGAUUCAUUAGUGUCUUAUAUUGAAAAGUAAUCAGUAGUAACUCCAUAUUCUCAAUAUCAAAAAUGAAAGAUUCUUACAAAGCAAAUGUUAACAUAUUUAACAAAGUGUAUGAUCAAUUACCUGCCUUUGUUGAUGUUUUUGAUGAAGAAUCAUUCUAUGUAUUUGUAAUAUUUUUCACUCUGGGAACCAUUCUUCUUGCUUUUAUUUUGUCAAGAUUCAUCACCAUUAAAGCCAUUGAUUGAUAUGUUGCUUUUUGGGUAAAUGUAGUUUUUUUUUAAAUUAAUUUUUAUUACAACAAAAUUAAAAUAUUUUGUGUUACUGUUUUAAUUAUGUAAACCAUGUUUAGAAAUUAAAAGUGUGAAAACUUGUUUUGAUAAAUUCGUUUUUGUGCAUUAGUAAUUUCGAAAUUUUUUUAAUUCUAUAUUAAUAAAUGCUUUUUUAUUUCUUAUUAUUUAUCAUAGUUGGCUACUAAACAUCUAAGUUCUAACCACAAAAUUUGUUAUUAAGAACAAAUUGUUAAUCUUAGUAAAAUAUGCUAGAAUUUUCAUUUUAUAAGUGUGGUUAUCAACCAUAUUCAGGGCUGCGAACUUUUCAUGCUUUGGGAAAAUUUUUCGUAGUGUUAGCUAAGUUUAUGUUUUAAUGUUAGAUCUUUUGCUUUUCAAAUGUGUUCAAACUCUCUCAAGGUCAGGCUCUUAAAAUGUUGGCAAAAUUACCCGAAUUACGAAAAAAAAUUUGCAAAAAGCGUAAUACUUGGCAGUUCUGCAUAUUACACAAUUUCAUUUUAUUAUUAUUUUUUACAUCAUUUAUUUUAAAUUGAUAUUGCACUUUUCAUAUAAUACUGUUAUGUAAAAGCUUCUAUAACUUGGGUGUUAUUGCAGUUUUCACGAUCGUUUAUUAUAUCUAGCUGCUUUAUAAGUAAUUAAUAUAUCUGUGGUUACAUUCAUGUGCAGUCAUUUUUUUUAAAAGGUUAUAUAAAUUGUAUUUAUUAACACAAACAGCUGAAGCUGUAAAGUGGACAAAAAGCUAUAUCUAGAUAUAAAUAUGAAAUGAAUCUUUCCUUUUCUGUUCAGUAGUUAAAAAACCUAGUUACUUUUAAAAUUUUGAUUAAUAUUGUUUUUGCGUUAAGCCACAGAAAUGGCAUUGAACAAAAAUUAUGUAAUAAAUCAUUGAAAAUGUUUUAAAUGAACCAAAUUCUUUCAAAGCAAAAUGAUUAGUUGUAGUUUUAUCUCAUGUAUUAUUUAAAUAGUUUUGAAAUUCUAAAAAUAAUCAAAUUAUAUUGUUUGCUUAUGAAUAUGAAAUUCAUAAGAAACUUCACCUUUUUUAUAUUAUAAAGUUUAAUUCUAGAAUCCAAACUUUUUGCAUUAUUUUAUUUUUCUAAUAACUUUUUCAGAAUUACAAAAUUACAGUUGUAAUUUCUUUUGAAAUUUUACUGGACAAAAUAUUAUGAUGUCAUUGCAUGUAAACAAUAUAUUAUCCAUUUAGUCUGCAUUCUGUGAACAUAGCUUCGUCACAUUUAA
Messenger RNA from Parasteatoda tepidariorum (common house spider), 2030 nucleotides. RefSeq names its product mitochondrial ribosomal protein L53 (gene mRpL53). NCBI's taxonomy places the organism in Eukaryota, Metazoa, Arthropoda, Arachnida, Araneae, Theridiidae. Gene Ontology annotation, cellular component: mitochondrial large ribosomal subunit. The record is from RefSeq and is a predicted model, not a curated record.